AUGUUCCUGGACAUCACUAUGGUAUUCGAGGGCUGGAGGCAGUGGCCGGCGCAGUCGAUGCCGCUGGAUGUCCCAGAGGGCCAGCCUGGCCAUCAACGCGCUGGCUGCGGCCAAGGAUUCUCCCCACUCACCUUCCUUGGUCCACGCUGCACCGCAUACGUUAAAUUCUUCACAUUGACACAGUUUCGAGGAUGGGCAGGUCCUGUACAGGACUAG
This is a messenger RNA of Parastagonospora nodorum SN15, 216 nucleotides long. RefSeq lists its product as hypothetical. The transcript is spliced from 2 exons. The record is from RefSeq and is a predicted model, not a curated record. The coding region runs from base 1 to 216 and encodes 71 amino acids. NCBI's taxonomy places the organism in Eukaryota, Fungi, Ascomycota, Dothideomycetes, Pleosporales, Phaeosphaeriaceae.